AUGUUUUCCGACGGUCACGGCAAUUCAGGAGCCACCAGCAGCUCUGAAGAGCAGCAGAUAUCGCAGUCGAACAACCUUGCGUCAUCCGACAUUCAAGUUCCACCUGAAGCUGCUUCCAGCCCCAAGUUCGUCACAAACCUUGAGAUAUGGUCCACGAAGAUACCGGAUUACUACGUUGCUCCAUUCUGCGGCGCCAGUGCGGGUGUGGCCUCUGGGAUUGUCACAUGCCCCCUUGAUGUGAUCAAGACGAAGCUGCAGGCACAAGGCGGAUUUCUCCGACGAGGCGGCGGAGUCGUUGAGGCGAAAACCCUUUAUCGUGGUAUGCUAGGUACUGGGCGGAUCAUAUGGCGGCAAGAUGGAAUUCGGGGUCUAUAUCAAGGAUUGGGUCCCAUGCUCUUGGGAUAUCUGCCUACGUGGGCCGUAUAUUUGGCUGUUUAUGACCGAUCUCGAGAAUACUUCUACGAAACCACCGUGACUAAUCCAAUCUGGGUCAUUAAAACGCGGCUUAUGUCACAGAGCCUCAAGUCCAACAGUGAAGGCUACACGGCUCCAUGGCAGUACUCAAGCACUUGGGAUGCAGCCCGCAAAAUGUACAGGAUCGAAGGGAUUAGGUCAUUUUAUUCUGGGCUGACCCCCGCGUUACUCGGCUUAACGCACGUCGCUAUUCAAUUCCCGCUAUACGAAUACUUGAAGAUGGCCUUUACUGGGUACGGGAUAGGGGAACAUCCUGAUAACGGUGGCUCUCACUGGAUUGGCAUAUCCUGUGCGACAUUCCUAAGCAAAGUUUGUGCCAGCACUUUAACCUACCCGCAUGAAGUGCUACGGACAAGACUUCAGACACAGCAAAGAACAUCUCCAGCGCCUUCUCCAGAAGGUAUCUCAUUUCGUGGAGGGCUAGAUCACCCACAAGACCGCGGGCGGCCUCCAGGAGCGGCUUCAUCGGACGGCAUGCCCAACCGCCCUCGGUAUACGGGCGUGAUCCGUACAUGUCAGACCAUCCUGAGGGAGGAAGGCUGGCGCGCAUUCUACUCCGGCAUCGGGGUGAAUCUAUUCCGGGCUGUGCCGGCUGCCAUGACCACAAUGCUUACAUACGAGUAUCUCCGUAAGCUGAUCGGUCACUUGCAACAUGAGGGAGAGAUGAAGCUGCGCAUGGCAAAUGAUAGAGAAAUAGCCUUGCUGCAGCAGGAUGAGUAA
Aspergillus fumigatus Af293 is the source of this 1194-nucleotide messenger RNA. NCBI's taxonomy places the organism in Eukaryota, Fungi, Ascomycota, Eurotiomycetes, Eurotiales, Aspergillaceae. The record is from RefSeq and is a predicted model, not a curated record.